AUGAGCUCCUAUUUUGUUAACCCUCUUUUUUCCAAAUACAAAGGCGGCGAGUCACUGGAGCCAACUUACUACGACUGCAGGUUUCCACAAAGCGUCGCCCGCAGCCACACGCUGGUCUAUGGACCCGGAGCAGCCGCGCCGGGCUUUCAGCACCCGUCCCAUCAUGUGCAGGACUUUUUCCACCACGGGACCACGGGGAUCACAAAUCCCGGAUACCAGCAAAACCCCUGCGCUCUGGCGUGCCACGGAGACGCAACGAAAUUUUAUGGAUAUGAAGCCCUUCCGAGGCAAACGCUUUAUGGUACCCAGCAAGACGCAAGCCUAGCGCAAUACCCAGACUGUAAAUCGUCGAGCAGCUCUAACCCCGGAGAAGGACAAGGCCACUUAAAUCAAAACACCUCUCCCAGUCUUAUGUUUCCUUGGAUGAGACCCCACGCCCCAGGCAGACGGAACGGGAGGCAAACCUACAGUCGCUACCAAACUCUUGAACUGGAGAAGGAGUUUCUCUUCAACCCUUACCUGACCCGUAAGCGGAGGAUCGAGGUGUCCCACGCCCUGAGCCUCACCGAGCGGCAGGUGAAGAUUUGGUUUCAGAACAGGAGGAUGAAGUGGAAAAAAGAGAACAACAAAGACAAGUUUCCGGGUCAGAGGGGAGAGGCCGAAGCCGAAGCCGAGGGCGAGGAGGAGGGCAACGAGGACGGUGAAGUGGAAGAGGCCGAGGAGAAAGAAGCGGAAGAGAAAGAAGAGACCAAGGAGUGAUUUUAUGGUCCUUUUUUAUGGUUAUAUGGCUGAAAAAAGGAAGAAAAAAGAGAGAGAGAGGUCCCAUAAACAGGGGAAGAGUCACAAGGAGGCAGAGAGCGUCAACUUUAUGACCACCCUUUCAUUUUGUCUAGAGGGAACAGGAAUCCCAACAAUAUUGCUGUCAUAAAUAGACAAGAUUCUCCCUUCUCACGUUUCUCCAACAUCGCAUUUCCAUUUGAAAUUUUCUAGAGGCUACACAAGCUUGUGGCAUUUUGUGUUACUUUUUUGUAGUAGGAGAAGGGGGAAUAAAUCUAAAAACGCAUGUUAGAUGGAAAAUGGCUUAGCUCUUAUUAUUAUUAUGAUUACUAUUAUUUGUUUUUUAACUUUCACAAAUUUGCUUUUUAAUAAUAACAACAUCAACAGCCUAGCCAAUAAGAUCAAAGACAUGACCAACGCCGACCUGUGUUGUAAAUAGAUUAUAGCCUACAUUAAAAAAAUAAGAUCAUCAUUUCAGUCAGAGUAACCAAUGUAGGCCUAUAACUUAGUCGUGAGUGUUCAGUCAUCAUCUUCAUCAUCGCAGCAGUUACAUUGGCCCUCAGCCUGUGUAGAAACCCACACGUUUUAUUCUUCUAAUUGUUACUGUAAACUGUUUUACUCGUCUUCAUGUGAAUGGCCUAGACAAAGAUUAGCCAUUAUAGCUCCUCAGACAUCUUCUUGUUUUCUAGGA
This is a messenger RNA of Pleuronectes platessa (European plaice), 1468 nucleotides long. It is a transcript of the gene hoxc8a, whose product is annotated as homeobox C8a. Bases 1 to 759 code for a protein of 252 amino acids. The record is from RefSeq and is a predicted model, not a curated record. Gene Ontology annotation, cellular component: nucleus. Gene Ontology annotation, molecular function: RNA polymerase II transcription regulatory region sequence-specific DNA binding; DNA-binding transcription factor activity, RNA polymerase II-specific. NCBI's taxonomy places the organism in Eukaryota, Metazoa, Chordata, Actinopteri, Pleuronectiformes, Pleuronectidae. The transcript has 2 exons. Gene Ontology annotation, biological process: regulation of transcription by RNA polymerase II.